GCUGAGGGCGAGGGCGCUCACAGGGCACGGCCGCUGCCUGCCUGCCUGCUAAGGGAGCGCACGGCUGUAGGGUAUUGCCCCUCAUCCUGCGGGAUAACACGUUAGCCCCACCUGGGAUUCUGCAUCGCGGUACUCGAGCUCCCGGGAUGCAGGGAGCUCUUUUGGGCGGUCAGCACCUGUCUAAACCACUGCUGCUUGGGGAAUGGAGCCUGCGCGGUGUAGGAGGGACCUGAUGCCUCCCCGCCGCCUGGAAAGAGCUCUCUGCGCCGGUGCCCAUGGAUGCCAUCCUGAACUGCAACCCGGAGGAGCUGGAGGAUUACUACAACUUGCUGGGAUGCGAUGAGCUAUCGACGGUUGAACAGAUUCUUGCCGAAUAUAAGAUUAAAGCCCUUGAAUGUCAUCCUGACAAGCAUCCUGGAAACCCCAAAGCAGUGGAGAAUUUCCAGAAACUGCAGCAAGCCAAGGAGACUCUGACUAACGAAGAGAGCCGGGCACGUUACGAUUUCUGGCGCCGGAGCAAAGUCUCCAUCCAGUUCCAGCAGUGGGAGGCCCUGAGCAGCUCCGUGAAAACGUCAAUGCACUGGGCUGUCCAAAGUAAGAAGGACCAAAUGCUGGAAGCUCCCGACUUUGACAAUACCAACAACAUGACCAAUGAGAUGUGGACCCAACAGACAGGAGAUGGAUUGCUGGAAGGGAGCAGGGAGCAGGAAGAUGUUGCAAUUCCUGAUGUGCAACCACAGUCUUCAAAGAACCCAGACUCCCCAAGAUUUUCAGAGGGGAAUUACUGGCACUUGCGUUUCCGCUGGUCCGGCGAUGCUCCAUCAGACCUUCUGAGGAAAUUCAGAAACUAUGAGAUCUGAAAUGAGAAACACACAGGAGCAUGACAUCAGCUGUUCAACAGUUCAGUAUUUUUUUUUUUGUCAGCAGUUAUAAGUUAUUUGUCUUUUGUAUUCUUUGAUUGUAGUGUGUUGUUCCAGCCAAUGUCUAAAUACUGGUUUAUCACACAUGCUGUGAGUAUUACAGAUCGAGGCUUUUCUGUUCAGUAAGCAAAGCCUUUUCCAGUGUUAACAUUAAGUGAUUUUGUGAAGUUAUCAAACAUCUUAUAUAUUGUUUCUUGUAUUCUCAAAUAUUAUGUAGUGAUGAAUACUUCUCUCCAUAGUGUGAAGUUAUAAAAAACAUACUCUCAGUAGAGCCCUGGGCUCCAGGGUAUCCUACUCAGCAAGAAUCUUCUGAAAGCUUUAUGACAAUGGACUGUAAACAGAACUGUGCUUAUGUCUCAACUCUGCUCUGCUUCACAUCUCCAUUGCAUUGUACUCACUGUAGUGAUUUAUAAUGUACCCAUUACAAACUUGUAGGAGAGUUGUGAUCUGAUGUUAUAGAUGAAAUAAGAAGGUUCUUGUUACCCAAGGUCUCUCUGACAGAUCAAGCACUCCUAAAAAUCACUCGUCUUCUACCUUAACAAGAACACUUUUUGGACCAGCUAUUUGUUUUGGAAGGCAGUUCCAGAACUUCUCCAGAGAGCAAUUUUUGUCUUAAGAUGUAUUGGUGGAAAACUGACGCCCUGUGUAUGUGUGCCAGCACUGUCCUGUGGCUUCACAGCACUUCCCCUCCUUGCUCAGGUGUGCUAGACAUGGUUUUAUCAGGGUUUUGUAUGGCAAGGAAUGAAGAAUCAGAAUAGUCAGCACUAAUGUGUACAGAAUCUCACAUGAAAAGUUUUUGGUCCUUUGAGCACCUUUUCAAAUUCUACAAAUUCUAUUGUUGUUUAUUUAUUUUGUGUUUGUUUUCUUCUUUGGAAACUUGGCUAAUACGUCAGCUGUUGACAUUGUGGUUUUGUGCAGGCAAAUGAUUCCAUCAGCAGCAAAUAAAACUUCAUGCAUACAGAAAA
Molecule: messenger RNA, 1885 nt
Organism: Pseudopodoces humilis (Tibetan ground-tit)
Lineage: Eukaryota; Metazoa; Chordata; Aves; Passeriformes; Paridae
Gene: DNAJC12
Product: DnaJ heat shock protein family (Hsp40) member C12
Cellular component (GO): cytoplasm
Source: RefSeq, a predicted model, not a curated record